AUGACCAUCAAACAAAAGGAGGUGGACAAAGAUCUCAAAGAAACGAUGAUUGGCCAUCCAAGUGAGAUCCUGGAAGAAUGCCCUAAUGAAAAUAAAGCCCAAGCAGCCAAAUAUGAUCAAAGGGACAAUGUCAUAAAAUUCACUUAUGAUGAAGUCCAGAUGACUGAAAGUACCAGAAUGCUGGACAAGAGAAAUGACGAAGUUAGUGCGAGACAUAGGGAAGAAGCAUCAUCAAGAGAAGGGGACAAACUGACUGGAAGAUGUAUUGACAAACAACAGGUGGAAGAGAGCCUUGAUGAGAAGAUGUGCCCCGAGCCGCAAAGAGAAGUUGACCACGUAAAAAAGGUUGGUGAAGCUGUCCAAGGGAUUGAGGCAAUGAUCAGAAAUCAAGAAUUAAUCUGUAACAAGAUAUCGGUUGCUCAUGACAGCCCAAAUUCAUGUAAGAAAAUGAUAAUUACAGAUGAUAGAGCCAUAGUGCCCAAGGUCAUCAGUGGCCAAAUCAAAGUAGGAGAUGAACCAGAAAAAGAAAAUAAGUUGGUAAUGAGCCACAGACGAAACAAAGAACUUUUUAAGCAGUUUCUUGAAAUGGAUUCUGCUGUUGCAAGUUAUGAAACCAUGUAUGAUGUGGAAAUUGUAGAAGAAGUCUUGCACUGCUCUAAUCCUUUGCCACCUGAAAAUAAUUCUGAAGACAAGGUAACACCAUUGCCAAUGACUGCAAUGCAAGGAAAAAAGAUGCUUGAAGGUGCUCUCUUGUGGUGUGACAGCAGGACGAAGUGGAAAUUAAUGUAG
This is a messenger RNA of Acaulospora morrowiae, 789 nucleotides long. The record is from the annotation of a GenBank genome assembly. Lineage: Eukaryota; Fungi; Glomeromycota; Glomeromycetes; Diversisporales; Acaulosporaceae.